This is a messenger RNA of Prunus armeniaca (apricot), 3105 nucleotides long. NCBI's taxonomy places the organism in Eukaryota, Viridiplantae, Streptophyta, Magnoliopsida, Rosales, Rosaceae. The record is from the annotation of a GenBank genome assembly.
AUGAAGUUUGGAGGGGGAUUUUUGCUUCCCCAGGAUGAGGAUUUACGCUUCAUGGAUUCUUGGGUACCGGCGACUCCAGAGAAGCCAAUUCCGUUGAAGCGUCAUCCGAUUCCGAUCCCAGUCAACCCCCUUGGGAACCACCUGCAAGGAGAAAAUUGGCAACGAACUGGAAUUUCAAGGGAGCAUGUACAAAUGGGGGCUAGCUACAAUGACGUGACUCAAACGGUUAGCCCAAAUGGUCAACUACAGAGAAAUGGAGGGCAUAAUGGUUAUGAUGGAAGUCUGGCUGAGAAAAAUCAAAUGAUAAAUCAUGUUGCGUGCUCCUACAGUACAGGCUCCUUCACACAGUUGCUCCGCCCUGACAACGCAAGUUGGAACAAUAAUCCAAUUACCCAACUGCUGCAUGAUAAGGCAGCUUUUGUUGCCUCUGCAGACAGGAAUCUGAGCAGAAAUGUGGACUUAGCAAUGAACACACCUCUAAUUCCUAAGUUGCAUCCUCAAUUGGGCAACCAAGGAAACAACUCAGGCUGCUCCUUGCUAAACAACCAAAAUUGCAGCAAUGGUUCAUAUUCUUCAAGUACAGUGAUGAGCAGGUCCUUGGUUAUGGAUUUUCCUUCUCAAGUUGACGCAAGUCAGACUGAUUCCAACUCAGUUCAUUGGUUAUUUAGCAACCAAAAUCAUUGCUCAAGUUCAAACCCAUUGAGCAAUGGUGACAGCUCAUCCUUGAUAUGCCAGAAUGGUUUCCCUGUACAAUUCCUACCGAGCUAUGAUCUAAACUCCUCACCAAGAACAGAAGCAGAUGCUGCCUCAUGUAUUGCCAGCCAACACCCAUUCACAACAGAUCAGGCCAACAAUGUGGAGAACAACGAGCUUUUUGCAAUACUGAAAUCCUUGACAGAUGAAAGUGCUAGCGUGGAAAAGGACAAGCAAGUGAAAUUAGUUAUGUCUAUAGGAGAUGAAGCAAUUCAAAAACAUGGUGACGAACUCUUGCAGAACAUUGUGGAAUCAUCAUCUGCAGCUAUUUCUACACCAUACAAAAAAAACAAAGAUUCUGACUGGGAAGGUGACAGAGGGAUUGAUCUAAACAAGACACCACAGCAGAAACCACCCAAGCGAAGAAAACACAGGCCCAAGGUAAUCAGAGAAGGCAAGCCCAAAAGGACUCCAAAGCCUGCAACUCCAAAGAAUACAGAGUCUAAGGAGAGCCAGCCAGCAAAGAGGAAAUAUGUAAGAAAGAAUGUCCCAAAGGAAUCCCCAAGUCAAAUGUCAGAUGUUACAAGGGAAACAGCAGACCCUAAUUCUGGAAAAGUUGCAAAAUCAUGCAGGAGAGUUCUAGAUUUUGGUUUGGAAAACACCAUGGAUGAAAACCAAUGCAACACAGUUCGUCAGCAAGAGGAGUUGCAACAAGGGAACAAGAGAAUUAUUGAUUUGACUUUUGAGACUCAAGGGACGCAUAUGGGCACUGGAACCAACCAGGUUUUUAAAACAAAGCCAGCUGAGCCAAUGGGCCUACAGAAUGAAUUGAUGGUAGAAAACCAGAUGCCAGGAACUAUGAGUAACCCUACCCCUUUCAUGAACCAUAUUCCAAAUAACUAUACAUUCCUGCCAGAAAGGAAACCAUCUGCAGCCCCAUUUGCUACAACAAAAGACAUGCAUAUGAAAAAUUUGAAUGUCACAAGGAGACAUGUAGAAAAUGAUAUUUCAGAUUUAUGCCAGAGAAGAUGUAGAGAUGGAUACAUUCCCAUUCAGCAGCAUAGCCAUGCUGAAGGAAUAGGCCAAGAUGUCAUUCGAGCAAAAACCAACUGUGAAAACCUUCAGAAGACUAAAGAAAAUAUCAACCAGGGCGGCUCUCAAUCAGUACUAACCGCUCUCUCCCUUCCAAGUGAAGGAAGGGGAUCCAAGAGGGAUUACUUCCGUACUAUUGAACACACACAUCUUUCUACCAAUCAUCCACCUAGUUCAUUGUUGUGCCAUGAUAUAUUUCAGUUUAAUGGCCAUCAAAGAAAUAGUUGCACUCUCAGCAAAGAAUUUUCAGAAAGUCAUAAGAAACAGAAAUUUGAGAAUGGAUGCUUGAGUAUCUGUGACAUGCCUAGGAAAUUUACACCAGUUGAGGAGUGUCUGGGAAAAGUUGAAAGAAAGGGGGAAAAUAAUGUCAAAUCAAUUGGAAAAGUGAUAGAGAGACAGAACAAUACCUUAUUGAGUUCUUACAUUGAAAGUAGCAGAAUGAUAGAGAGACAGAACAAAGGAAUCAACAAGUUUACCAGUGGCAGGUACACUCACUCCAUCGCUUCUGGGAAUAAUUUUCUGAAUCAGCAGACCCCAUCCAAAUCACAUUCCUGCCAAGGAUUCGCUCUAGUGCAUAGCUUUUCUACCCAUUCCACAAUUGAAACAUGUGACCAGCUUACCUCAUCACCUCCCAGAAAAUCCUUUCAACCGGGAAAUGGGCAGGUAUUUCAAACUCGCAAAAAUAAUACGUCAGCAAAGAAGAAGACCGUGGGAUCCAAUAUAUCGAAAUCUGUUUCAUCAGGUACAGAUAAAGUCCCGCAAGAACAGGAUUCCUCAUAUGAUUAUCAGCAACCUUCUGCAAAAGCGAUAGGGUUUCCAGGAAGAACUAGAUGUAGUAUACCAGUAGACGUCAUCAUAAAUCAGUUUAAUGGUCUGAAUCUCAAUGGAAGCUGCAGCAAAUUUCUAAAGCAUGAGCGAAAUGCACUUGUCCCAUACAAGGGAGAUGGUGCAGUUGUUCCCUAUGAGAGGUUUAUUAAGAAACGUAAGCCACUGCCUAAAGUAGAGCUUGACCCAGAAACAAAUAGGAUAUGGAAUCUUUUGAUGGGCAAGGAAGGAAGUGGAGGGAUUGAAGGAAAUCAUAAGGAAAAGGAGAAGUAUUGGGAAGAGGAAAGAAAGGUUUUCCAAGGACGAGUUGAGUCAUUCAUAGCACGCAUGCACCUUGUUCAAGGUUAUAACUUUGACAUGGCCAUCUACACUUUUAUGAGCUCUUUAAAUAAUUUAAAUGCAAUCUUUUACAAAAUAAUGAAGCUCCAAACUGGAGAGGGCAGUUAUCAUGAUCAUCCUGUCCUGCCUGUCCUGCCUGUCCAACUAAGAAACUGA